AGGCGCCAAGGCAAUCCUAUCAUCUUCUUCUUCUUCUCUCUUGGCUAUCCAUCCCCUUUGCCCCGAGUCACACCACGUUCAAGGUCACGAGUCACCCUCCUCAAAUGUCGAAACUAUCCUUCCAACCAUUCCUAAUUUACCAUCCAAGGACCAGCUCUCAUGGCUCGUUGUCCAUACUCCUCCACUGAAGUUCAAGCUCAUGCAGGGUGGUUCAGGUUCAGCUCCAUGGACCUCCAUAGCCUCCCCCGACGCUCCACUAGCUUCUCCUCCUGCUCUUCUUCUUCGCUUAUCCGCUCCGAGAGCUCCCUAUCUUCGUAUAUAUGCCCCCACAUACCCUUUGGAAAUGCAUUCAGAUUCACACUUCGUAUAGGGAACUAUAAUUGUUUCAGAAGAUCCGCUAUAAUGACUACGAAGAAAGGCAAGUCAAGCACUACUUUGAAAGAAUUAUGGCGCAUAGUUUGGACUAUAGAAGCCGAUUUGACAGCUGGUCAGCUUCUGUACAUAACUGGGGAUCCUGAUGUAUUAGGCUCCUGGGAUCCAGAGAUGGCUAUACUUAUGUCUCCAACUGAACAUACAAACUUAUGGAAGGCUGAAGUCAAGAUGGCUUAUGGUGGAAAUUUCAAGUAUAAUUAUUUUAUAAAAGAAGAAACAUGGCCUUCAUGUGACAUCAUUUGGAGACCUGGGCCUGAAUUUUCUAUAUCAGUACCUCUACCUGUUCAACAAGAUAAAAGAAUUAUGGUGAGAGACUCAUGGAUGAGGUUUGAUACCAAAAAGCCUCCAGCUCAAGUAUGGGAUUCAUGGAUAGAGGAGACAUAUCUUCCCAUACAAUCUUUAAUAUCAGCUCCAGCCAGAGAUGAAGAUGAGAUAGUGAAAAUCCUUGCAAGAGAUUCAAUAGAAUCAAAGCCGUUCUUACAUGAUUCCACAGUCAAGGAUAUAUUGUACUCAAGGGAGGAUACCACUAGUGUCACUCAUAAUGGCUCAAAUUCUGACCGGGUUUUCACUGAAAAAGAUCAGCCUGUUGAGGAGCCCUGGUUACUAGCAUCACCUCUCCUUUUUCCUAUUUCCAAGGAUAAGAUGGGGUCUGAUGUGUCCAAAAGUAAUGACACCUUAGAAGAUGAGGUUAUUGAGAUAGAAGAUAAAGGAAAUUUGUUGCCUGAAGAAGGGAACAGUCUUAUUUCAGAGGAACCCAUUUCUACUGUUAUUCUGAUUAAUUCUUCAAUAUGUACCAUGCAAAGGAUUGCUGUACUGGAAGACAGUAAAUUAGUGGAGUUAUUACUGGAACCGGUUAAAACUAAUGUGCAGUGUGACAGUGUGUAUCUAGGGGUGGUCACAAAACUUGUUCCCCAUAUGGGAGGUGCUUUUGUAAAUAUUGGAAAUUCUAGACACUCUCUUAUGGACAUCAAGCAAAACAGGGAACCAUUUAUAUUCCCUCCAUUUCGUCAAAGGACAAAGAAACGAGAAAUCAAUGGUUCUGUUAUUGGAUCACUUGAAAAGCAUCCAACUGCCAUUGACAAUGUGUGCACAUCUCAUGAUAGAGUAGUCAUUGCUGAUAAUACAGAAGUUGACUCUCGGGAUGAUCCUGUACAAUCUAUGCACAAUGACUAUGAGGAACAUGAAGUUGAGGAUGAUUUCAAUAUUUCAGAAGUUCUUGAGGAAAAUGUAAAUGGUGGUAUACUCGAUUAUGAUGAAGCGGAAGCUGAUUUUGAGGACUGUUUAGAUCGAAGUGAACAUCACCUGGAAGGUGAAACUAUUGACCAUUCCCUUCCUGUAGACAUAAAUGGUUCAAAUGAUUCUCAAAUGUCUCAUCUCCAACAUAUGAAGGAUUCUAGGCAUAUGUUCAAUAAUGACAACAAGUGGGCCCAAGUUCGAAAGGGCACCAAAAUUGUUGUACAAGUUGUCAAAGAGGGACUGGGUACAAAAGGUCCAACGCUAACGGCUUAUCCAAAAUUAAGAAGCAGAUUCUGGAUACUGAUUACUUGUUGUGAUAGAAUUGGCAUUUCAAAAAAAAUUUCUGGUGUUGAGCGUACACGGUUGAAAGUCAUUGCAAAAACUUUGCAGCCUCAGGGUUUUGGUCUGACAGUAAGGACUGUUGCGACUGGUCAUUCUUUAGAGGAAUUGCAGAAGGACUUGGAUGGUUUACUUUCAACCUGGAAAAAUAUAAUGGAACAUGCCAAAUCUGCAGCUCUUGCAGCAGAUGAAGGUGUUGAGGGUGCCAUUCCCGUUAUUCUCCAUAGGGCAAUGGGUCAAACACUCUCAGUUGUUCAGGAUUAUUUUAAUGAUCAGGUUCAGCGAAUGGUAGUUGACUCGCCAAGGACAUAUCAUGAGGUUACCAAUUAUCUUCAGGAAAUUGCCCCUGAUCUUUGUGAUCGAGUUGAGUUAUACGAUAAAAGAAUUCCUCUUUUUAGUGAAUUUAACAUUGAAGAAGAGAUCAAUAAUAUCCUGAGUAAAAGGGUUCCACUUGCUAAUGGAGGUUCUCUUGUGAUUGAACAAACUGAGGCAUUGGUCUCUAUCGAUGUUAAUGGGGGACAUGGGGUUUUUGGUCAUGGGACUUCGCAGGAGAAGGCUAUUCUAGAUGUCAACCUUGCAGCUGCAAAACAAAUUGCGAGGGAGUUACGGCUGAGGGAUAUUGGUGGCAUUAUUGUUGUGGAUUUCAUUGAUAUGACAGAUGACUCAAAUAAGAGAUUGGUAUAUGAAGAAGUUAAGAAGGCUGUAGAGAGAGACAGGUCAAUGGUGAAAGUCUCUGAAUUAUCUAGGCAUGGGCUUAUGGAAAUAACAAGAAAGAGGGUUCGACCUAGUGUGACAUUUAUGAUUAGUGAGCCAUGCACAUGCUGUCAUGCUACUGGGAGAGUUGAAGCUUUAGAAACCUCCUUUUCAAAAAUUGAACAAGAAAUUUGUCAGUUGCUAGCUAUGAUGGACCAGGAAGCCAAUCCUGAAAACCCCAAGUCCUGGCCAAAAUUUAUUUUGCGGGUUGACCAUCACAUGUGCAACUAUUUAACCUCCGGGAAAAGGACAAGGCUUGCAAUCUUGAGUAGUUCGCUGAAAGUUUGGAUUCUUAUAAAGGUUGCUAGAGGUUUCACCAGGGGUGGCUUCGAACUGAAACCUUUAACAGAUGAAAAGGCAAACAAAAAUCAGCAUCAAGCUGCCAUUUCUCUGCUACGGCCAACGGAGACCAGAACUAACAAUCCCGGCAAAAAAGUAACCCUUAUUCCAGUGAAAAGAUGGAAGACCGGUGGGAAAUGAAAAUUUGCCAGAUUUGACUUGCUCUUUUCUGUACAAACAGCAGGCAUAAUGUCAUUUUUGUUAGGAAAUUAGGGAAGAGAUAAGGAUAGUUUUUCUUGUUCUGUAAGCUUUUUGGGUCAUACAGUGCCCACCCACUUUGCACUUGAGAAGCUUCACAAUGUAUUGUUGCUAGGGUGAGGAGUUUUGUUCUUGAGAGCAAAUGUCUAAAAAUAAUUAACAUUUGCAGCAAUUAGCAAUUCGAGAAGGGAAUUCUGUUA
This is a messenger RNA of Corylus avellana, 3497 nucleotides long. It is a transcript of the gene RNEE/G, whose product is annotated as RNAse E/G-like protein. Gene Ontology annotation, cellular component: cytoplasm. The record is from RefSeq and is a predicted model, not a curated record. NCBI's taxonomy places the organism in Eukaryota, Viridiplantae, Streptophyta, Magnoliopsida, Fagales, Betulaceae. Gene Ontology annotation, molecular function: RNA nuclease activity; starch binding; RNA binding. Gene Ontology annotation, biological process: rRNA processing.